GCGCGUACUCGCGCGGCCCGCGGCGACGCGGUGGCGCCCAAACAACGGCGGCCGCCCGCCGGAGUCGGCUCGCAGAGAAACGUGUGUGCCGCCGCGAACGCGAUGUCGCAGUCGCCCGUGGAUAGCCGCCGUCGUCCUUCUCGUGGACAGCUUGCCGCCAGCUCCUCCAACGGGCACAGGAGGGGCGCGGCAGGAGGGCGCUGGUAAGAGCCCUGGCAUGGAACCAUGGUGGCUGUGUCGUACCGCCGGGCCCGCCUGCUGGUGCUGGCCCUGCUCGCCAGCGGGUUUCUCGUGGCUCGCAUCCACCGAGCGCAGCUGGGAGGCGGAGCAGCGCCCGUCGUCCUCACGGGACAGCAGGCGCUGCAGGUCACGAUUCCUCUAGAGCUGUCCCAAAGGCCUGCGUCUCAACCACCUACCAAGUUCCCCAAGUACCCCUUCAAGUACUAUGACCCCCAACUUCCACCCAGACAUGAAAUUCGGGACAGAGACUCGUUCUCGUAUUUCGAGCCCGUUGGCAACGGCACCUGUUUCGUGCUUGGCACCGAUCUUAACGCGAGCCACAGUUCGUGCAUCUGCCGGCCAGGGUGGACUUCGGACGACUGCAGCUUGCCCGAAGCCAUCAGUUCUUCCAAGCGAUUCAGACGUCGCUGGACCAACAAGAAAGUGCACCGCAGGAACGGCCGGCCGCGGCGUCUCGUUAACGCAAUCAACGUAAACCACGAGCUCGACCUCUUGGAGGUGCGGUUGCGAGAACUGUACAACGUCGUCGACGUGUUCGUCGUCUGCGAGUCCAACUACAGCGCCAGGGGGGAGCCCAAGCCGUUGCACCUCCUUCCGGAGCUCCGAAAAGGAUUCCUGGCGCCAUACCAAAACAAAAUCGUGCACGUCUUCCUCGACCACUUCCCGAAGAAAGGUCGGGAAGACGGCUGGUUCGCCGACGGCUACCAGAGGAGCUUCCUCUGGCGGCAGGCCAAGAGGCAACUCUCGGGACUCAGGGACGACGACCUCUUCGUUCUGACGGACGCUGACGAGAUACCGAGGGCGGGUCCGCUGGCGUAUCUCAAGACGCACGAGGGCUUCGGUGAACCCAUGUUUCUGCGGCUGCGUUGGACGCUGUACGGGUUCUUCUGGCAGCACGUGCAGGAGCACGUGCAAGUGCUCUCCGUGUGCACGAUGCGCUUUCUGUCGAGGGUGCUGGGCAAUGACGCGGCACGCCUACGUCGCGAGGACAUCCCGGCCAACUCGGAGGAACUCUACGGAGGAGAGCUCGAGGACUGGACGCUGGGCCAGAACGGCGAUUUCAACGCCGGCUGGCACUGCUCGUGGUGCUUCGACGUCGAGGGGCUCCGAGUGAAGCUCAAGUCUGCGCAAAAGGACGACGGCAUCCGGUGGGGCGACUUUCCGGAAAAGACGUCCGCUCGCUUCUUGAGCGUCCUCGUCAGACGUGGCCUGUGGUUUGACGGCAAGAAAGUGACUAAGCCGAGCGUACUGACUCGAGGGGGCACUGUGCCGUCGUCCGUGAUGGACGACGAUAAAUACAGUUACCUCCUGUCGCCUGACAACGGGACUGGACACAGGCCGGAGCUGCAAUAGUUUUCCGUCGGGAUGUGCGGCUUUCUAUCCUGAACAAUUUACAACAAUCGUCUUCCAGGGCACAACAACUUAGCAGCACUAUCUUAAGGGACGCUGAAGAGGUUCUCGGGGGAAAAAAACUGAGCUAAAACACAGAGUCCUAAGGCGUUAGACUUCCCUUUGCAAAAUGGGAACCAUCCAGAAAUCUGUUAGAUAAGAGCCGUAGCAAAUUACGCGUGUAAGUUUGCCGCCUUUUCUGACCGCCUACUCGGUGUCGACGUAACAUCUGCUAUGCAGUGUUGUCCAAGCUUCAUCGAAGCGUGCAGAUUGAUCAAGGCCACAGUUUUUUUCCAUGUGAUGACACCAAGAUGUCCUUGGGCGGGGCCAUUACCAACCUCCCACAGUGUCUUCUGCUCUGUCCGCUCGAGUAAAGGUUUGGGCAGCUAAUUUUGGAGCGGGACGCGGCGAAUCUAAUUGAAUUCGGAAGUUAUAUUGAUAAAUAUCUGCGCAUCGAGCAACGGACUUCGCCGUUUCUAGCUUGGAAAACCUCUUCAGUUUUCUUUUUUUUUUCUUUUUUUUUUCUUAUCUGGCUGCACAUUUCGAAAAAUACGUUCGCAAAUCUACUUCGCCUGUAUGGCUUUCGAAGUAUGUUGCGAAGGCGAAGAAGUUAAGGCUAUGCAGGCAGGCGAAAAAUCAUAUAUAUCAUAUCACUUCGCAGUUGUCAGGCCAACCCCGUGCUGGACGCGGAUGGCGCUUUUUAUCGCUAUCGCAUGCCAAUAUUGACAUUUAGCAACGAGCUUGUCAAGCAACGCACAGGCGCUGGUUCGCUGCUUCCCUGCCAGACCACAUAGCGUCAUCGGUCACAAAUCUUUAUCAUCUUUGUCGGCGUCUCGCAUCACCGCAUGCAUACGCACCUGCGCGCUCUGAUGUCAGUGAAAUGGACUGUAAAGUCUGGUGAAAUAUGCAUAAACAUACUCGCAGCUGCCUUCAUUUUUUUUUUUUGUACAGCUGCUUAUAGUAUUGAACUAAGCUUGCAGACCGGGCCUAUUGUAAACCAAAGUAUGUCUCUAUUUGUCCCAUCUGCUCGUCUUACACGUACCGCCGAGAACAAGGUGAGUGCGACGAUGCUUGUGAUCUGUGGAAAUAAAAGUGUACUUAUUAAGGAGUUUGUCGCUCCUUAUCGCAAU
Molecule: messenger RNA, 2759 nt
Organism: Dermacentor silvarum
Lineage: Eukaryota; Metazoa; Arthropoda; Arachnida; Ixodida; Ixodidae
Product: beta-1,4-mannosyl-glycoprotein 4-beta-N-acetylglucosaminyltransferase
Exons: 3
Coding region: 226-1593 (455 amino acids)
Biological process (GO): protein N-linked glycosylation; N-acetylglucosamine metabolic process
Cellular component (GO): membrane
Molecular function (GO): beta-1,4-mannosylglycoprotein 4-beta-N-acetylglucosaminyltransferase activity
Source: RefSeq, a predicted model, not a curated record